Messenger RNA from Bursaphelenchus okinawaensis, 2090 nucleotides. The record is from the annotation of a GenBank genome assembly. NCBI's taxonomy places the organism in Eukaryota, Metazoa, Nematoda, Chromadorea, Rhabditida, Aphelenchoididae.
AUGGUCGUCAUCAUCGACACCGCUAUCAAAUUACUCACUGAUUCUUUAUUAAAUUGUUCAACUGUUAUCAGAACUCCACCAGCUAAAGAGUUUCUCAGUCGUAAGUUAACGAAAUGUCAACAAAUUUAUUGGGCUUUGAUUUUUAGUGCUGUAGACAUAAGUUAUGGUUAGAAAUUAAAAUUUUUUUGAAAGUUUUAUUGUUUGUCCACUAAUGAAGAUAUGUGACGAAAUGUCACAAAAUUUAUCGACUUAUCGUCUCAGCUAAAAAUAACGAGAAAAUUGAAAUUUCAAACCUAGAUUUAUAUUAUUUUCAAUUUUUUCAAUUAAAUUAGUUAUAAAAUGUCAUGUAAUUUAUAACUCAUUUAAUUAUUGUCACCAAUUUCAGACCUCAGCGCAGAAUAUGUCCUAGCACUAAUAGUAGCAACAUUAUUGAAUUUACUGACUAUUGGUUUAUUCAUUGUACAAUUCCGAUAUGUUGGUACAUAUGUCACAAACCCAUACCGACGAGCAUUCGUACUAUAUUUGGCUGGUACUGCGCCAUUCAUAUCUUCAUUUGCUUUAGUGUCAAUGUUCAUGCCUCGAGUCUGGUUUUUGGCUCAUUUACUCAGCUUUUUGUGAGUUUACUAGGUUAUUCUUGUUCAUAUUGAAAUUUUAGACUUCUGGGCCCUUUCACUUAUAACAUAUGCUUAAAGAGGAGCACAGAAUUAUUUAAAUAACCUAGUAAAAUCAAUAGAAAUAUACAAUUUAUAAUUUAUUUUUACUCCAGCUACUUCUCAAUAGCUCUGUACGUGAUUAUAUGUUUACUUCUUCACAUUGUCGAUGGUCGUCAAUCCAUGGUGAAAAAAAUGACACAGAGUUCGGCUAGUUUCAGUGUUCAAACACCUCCAUUUUGUUGUAUUUUCCCUUGUUUGCCUCAAUUACCGGUAGAAACGUAAGUUUCCUUAAAUGAAAAAUUUUUUAAAUUGUAAGUCUCUUACCAUCAGACGCAAGUUUUUAAAUAUUGUACUUUUAAAUUUAUUUUUUGUUAAUAAAGUGUCAUUUCAGGAAAAAAGUCCGCUUUUGUGAGAUUAUGGUUAUGCAGACUUCAAUUGUACGGUUAAUAUUUACAAUUAUCAGUCUUGUUUUGUAUUUUGAAUAUUUUGAAGAAUCAUUUAUGUGAGUUUAAAAUUUUUAUUAUUUAAAUUUUGUUUAAUUUUACAAUUUAAUAAAACUUGUGUUAAUUUGUUUGAUUUCCAAUACUUUUCGUGACAUUUCGUAAAACUGUGUAUUUUUGUAAAAAAUUCAAGAAAAGCAAAGUUUUUUGGGUAUAGUUGAUAUAUUUUGUCAUUUUGCUUUUUCAAUAAUUUUUGUGGCACUACGUCAAAUUUCCAAUAGUUUUUGUGACACUUCGUCAAACCUUGUUUAUUUACGUAAAAAUUCAUUAAAAAUCGUGUUUUAGGAAUAUUUUAUAAAUUUAGUCAUUUUUCCUUUUCCAAUAAUUUUUGUGACACUUCGUUAAAUUAUCAAUAACUCAUUUUAUAUAUAAACUUUCAGAGUUUUAAAAGUGCUCGACUUUAUCUCAUUACCAUCACUUUUACUCGGGAUUUACGGUUGUCACAUCCUUGUGAAUACAGUGUCAAGAUUGGACGAGUUAUGUCCGUUUAGGUAUAUUGUAGUAUUUCGUUUACUCGACAUCUUCUUUGCUGUGUUUGGUCUACAACAACCAUUGUUCGACUUUCUGGCACGAGCUGGAAUCUUCGGUUGUGGAGAUGUUUUGCCGGCUUUGGAAACUGCGUUUUGUAAGUUUGGGUUAUUGUAACAUAACAUACUAGAGGCUACUUGUACGGGUUGAAAUAGGGAAGGUAGAGUAGAGUAGUGUAGGGUAGGAUAAGGGAAGGUAGGGUAGGGUUUCAAAGGUUUAAUUAGAAAAUAUAAAAUAUCAAAUAAUAUUUUUAGUCUGGAAGAACAUGGCGACCGUAGUAGAGUCGUUGAUCGUAUCAAUAAUCUCAUCGCUUCUUCUGAAGCCUUCAAGAAGCGCUUUAUUCGACAAAUACCCAAGUUGUCGUUCAGUUAUGUCAAUGUCGACCAUUGAAACUAAUGCCGAAUGCUAA